Molecule: messenger RNA, 1708 nt
Organism: Ananas comosus (pineapple)
Lineage: Eukaryota; Viridiplantae; Streptophyta; Magnoliopsida; Poales; Bromeliaceae
Product: UV radiation resistance-associated gene protein
Exons: 6
Coding region: 155-1303 (382 amino acids)
Biological process (GO): SNARE complex assembly
Cellular component (GO): lytic vacuole; endosome
Molecular function (GO): SNARE binding
Source: RefSeq, a predicted model, not a curated record
CUCCGCGACCACUCCGACGCAGUUAUCGAGGCUCUUCUCACCGAUACCCGCACGUUACUCACCCCCCAUCUCUCUCUCUCUAUGCGAGGAACCACCCAUGAACCCCUUCGGAAACCCUAGCCCCGCCCCUCGAAGGCCGAGAUGAUCCCCCGCGAUGGACCCGGAUCGAUCGGACGCACUAGAUCUCGCGGCGCCCGGAUCCAUGGCGGGGGAGGAGGAGGAAGAGGCGUCGGGAUGGGCGAUCGUGGCCGCGGAGGACGUCGAGGGCGCCGAGGCUCCGAAGGUGGUGGAGUGGGAGGACCUGCAGCAGGAGCUCGCGCGCCUCUGGAGCCUUGUCGCGGCGCUCGGGAAGGCGAAGGAGCGGAAGGAAACCCUCGCGCGGAGGCUCGAAUCGAUCAUCGAGGUAAGGAGAAAAUCACUACACCAGACUAAUGAGCUGGAGGAAAUGAGGCAAAAGCUGGAAGCUAGAAAAGUUGCCAUGCAGAAUAUGCUGAUGCAUGUGAAGAAAGAAAAGGAGAAUGUUGAGGGCCAGAGGGAGAAACUUCUUCCUAAGAUCAAAAUGUUGUUGGUAGCUGGCAAGACUCUCUCCGCAGCUCACCAACAACUUCAGGAAGCUAAUAAGUUGUUAUCUGGAGAGAAGGGUCUUGGCCAUCUGAAAAAUCUACAAAAGAUGUUACGGAUGAGGGAAAGGUAUAUGGUAGCGCAAGUUGCUAGCCUCUAUCCUGUGAAGACCUUGAAAGAUAAAGCACCAGUUGAGACUCUUGAUUCAAGUUCUGGUGGCACCAAAACUAGAGAUGAUGAUUCUUCUUCACCUAAUAUGUCUAGAUCUAUGCAAUUGUCACAUUUGGCAAUCUCGGGUUUACAAUUAACCACGCUCCCGAUGCAAAAGAUGAGUUUUUUCACUGAUAAAAAGGAGGUCCGGAGGUCUGCAACUGUUCUGGGUUAUGUUGCACAUGCAGUCUUGCUUAUUGCUAAAUACUUAGACGUUCCUCUCCGCUACCCAUUGCGAUUGGGAGGUUCACGUUCAUAUAUUCAAGAUCAUGCACCUUCAGUUGAGUCUACGUCAGCAGAAUCGGCUGUAAAUUCAAUUACUACGUCCACAAAUUCUAGACCUACAGAAUUUCCCUUAUUUCUAGAGGGCCAGGAUACAACGAGAGCUGCUUACGCAAUGUUCUUAUUGAACAAGGAUUUAGAGCAGCUUUUAAAUUACGUCGGCGCAGAAAGCUUGGGACCAAGACAUGUAUUAGCAAAUCUGAAGGAACUUGUGAAAAUGAUCCUGUCGCAGGAAUAUGUUGAUAAUUGAUUCAACUCUACAUAUAUAGUAGUUCUUAUUCAACAGAGAUUUAGCAACUAACCAAAUAACUAGCUGGUUUGUAUUUAUGCACUGGUGCCUUUUUUGUGGAGCACCUGUUCUAUGAACUUUGAAGGAGGUUGUUCAUACUUCAUACGUCCGUGUAAAUUAGUGUCUCCAAUUUUAAAGAGUCAUUUUUCUUUGUUAUGUUCACCAGAAAAGGCUUGUACAAGAAGAUGAUAAAUUUAUCGACCGGAUCAGAAGAAGUUUCUGAGCUUUUCAGCACGUGAAUUGAUAUCUUCUCCUAUUUUUGCUUUCUUUGGUACUAGAUGAUAUGUAGCUUGAGCGCUUUUGUGGAGUUGUAAAAUCAGAAACUAAAUGGUUAGAUGUGAACUGCAAUGUUUGAAACUCUUUUUA